AUGGAGAGGCCGGCGGCUAAGCGCCGUCGGAUCUCGAGCUCUGCUGCAGACAUGCAGUCGGCUAUAACUCAACCAGGAUCGAUCAAGAUUAAUGUCACUGGAGCAUAUAUCAUCGAUCACGAAGAGGAAGACAUCUCUCACAGUAGCGGAAGCUCCCCAUCCAGCAGCCCGGACGUUGACGAGUCGACUUACCAGCAUCAUAAGCGUGAUAUUCGGCUACCGAAUCACACUUCUCUCGUCAGUCAUGUGGCGGCGGAUAUCGGCGGAUCACUGGCCAAGGUCGUCUACUUCUCUCGCGAGAAUGGUGAUGCAGCAAGUGGUGGCCGACUUCACUUUCUAUCUUUCGAAACGGACAAGAUCGAUGACUGCAUCGAGUAUCUACGUACUUUGCAAGCUCGGCACAAGCAGACCAAUGGUGCCAAGGCCACCGAACUACGAGUCCAAGCUACGGGUGGCGGAGCGUACAAGUUCUACAACAGGAUCAAGGAGCGCUUAGGUGUCGAUGUCGAGCGAGAAGAUGAGAUGGCAUGCCUCAUCAAAGGACUCGACUUCUUCAUAAGUGAGAUCCCUUACGAGGUUUUCACAUACAACGAUACUGAUGCGGAGAACGCCGUCACGUACCAAGAUGCUCGAUCGGAUGUCUACCCUUAUCUUCUAGUGAACAUCGGCAGUGGUGUCUCCAUGGUCAAAGUCUCUGGUCCAUCACAAUUCCAGCGUAUUGGUGGUACAUCCCUGGGUGGUGGUACUUUGUGGGGUCUGCUGUCAUUACUUACUGGAGCGAGGAAUUUCGACGACAUGCUUGCCAUGGCCGACAAAGGCGACAACACUGCGGUCGACCUUCUGGUCGGAGAUAUCUAUGGAGAAGGUAUGGGUUACGAGAAGAUUGGUCUGAGCGAGAAGACGAUCGCAAGUAGUUUUGGUAAAGUGCUCAAGCGGAAACGGGAGGCGGAAAGAUCUGCGGAAGAUGGCGGUGGGUUGAGCAAUGGCGACACCACUGGAUCGAAGCCACAAGUUGAUGGCGCGGCCGAGACUGGGACUGAUGGCUCGAAUCUGGUCGGAGAUGGUCGAAUGUUCAAGCCUGAGGACAUCUCACGGAGCUUGCUCUAUGCCAUCAGCAAUAAUAUCGGCCAAAUCGCCUACCUGCAAUCUGAGAAGCACGAUCUUCAACGCAUCUACUUCGGUGGCUCGUUCAUUCGUGGGCACCAGCAAACCAUCCACACGCUGUCAUAUGCCAUCAAGUUCUGGAGCAAAGGUCUGAAGCAGGCUUACUUUCUGCGUCAUGAAGGCUAUCUUGGCGCUGUGGGAGCGUUCUUGAAGCGGAAGCCUGUCAAUUGGGGACGGAGAGGGAGCGUAGAUUUUGUAGAAGCGUGA
Molecule: messenger RNA, 1371 nt
Organism: Recurvomyces mirabilis
Lineage: Eukaryota; Fungi; Ascomycota; Dothideomycetes; Mycosphaerellales; Teratosphaeriaceae
Exons: 2
Coding region: 1-1371 (456 amino acids)
Biological process (GO): coenzyme A biosynthetic process
Cellular component (GO): nucleus; cytosol
Molecular function (GO): ATP binding; pantothenate kinase activity
Source: RefSeq, a predicted model, not a curated record